Molecule: messenger RNA, 842 nt
Organism: Myzus persicae (green peach aphid)
Lineage: Eukaryota; Metazoa; Arthropoda; Insecta; Hemiptera; Aphididae
Product: prisilkin-39-like
Exons: 3
Coding region: 123-788 (221 amino acids)
Source: RefSeq, a predicted model, not a curated record
CACCACUUGGACACAAUUCGUUCUGACCAUCUGCACGAGCACCUACCUCCGAGCAGCAUACCAACGGAACACCGUCGUCGUCUUCUUCAUCAGAAAACCACCGAUUCAAUAUCACCAUCAACAUGAAGGUCUUGUGUGUUACAUUGCUUUUGGUCGCUGCGGCGUUCGCUGAAAACAAGCCGAUGAAACGUAGCUACGGCUAUGGAUCUGCUGCCUCAUCUCUGGGAUACGGAGCUGGUUUAGGAUACGGAUCUGCUUUUGGAUACAAAUCGUACCCAUCAUCUUAUUCAGCUUACUCAGGUGCAUACCCAGCAGCGUCUUACUCAUCUUACCCAGGCUCUUACUCGGCCUACUCUGGUGCCUACCCAACAUCUUACUCAGCCAGCUCUGCUGCCUUCCCAGCAUCUUACUCAACUUACUCGGCUGCAUCCUCCGCUGCCCUCCCAGCAUCUUACUCUGCUGCCUACCCAGCAUCUUACUCCUCUGCCUACCCAGCAUCUUACUCCACACACUCUGCUGCCUACCCAGCAUCUUACUCAACCUACUCGGCUGCAUCCCCGGCUGCCUCUUUCUACAGUGCCUCCCCAGCAUCAUACUCUGGCGUCGUCCCAUCGUCGUACUCUGCAUACUCUGGAGCAUCUCCUUUGGCAUAUUCUGCCAACUCUGCUGCUGCUCAAGUAUUGUCCGGAACCAACGCUGGAUUCGUAUCAAGCACUGUGGCACCAAAAGCUGUAUCUUAUGGCGCAACCGAAUACCUGGGAUCUCAGACUUUCAACUUAAAAAAAUAGACAACGAAAAAAUACUUAUGAAACGAAAAUAUAACAAUGCAAAUCAAUAAAUAA